Messenger RNA from Numida meleagris (helmeted guineafowl), 2111 nucleotides. It is a transcript of the gene RER1, whose product is annotated as retention in endoplasmic reticulum sorting receptor 1. Bases 474 to 1136 code for a protein of 220 amino acids. Lineage: Eukaryota; Metazoa; Chordata; Aves; Galliformes; Numididae. Gene Ontology annotation, cellular component: Golgi membrane. The transcript is spliced from 7 exons. The record is from RefSeq and is a predicted model, not a curated record. Gene Ontology annotation, biological process: protein retention in ER lumen; retrograde vesicle-mediated transport, Golgi to endoplasmic reticulum.
CCGGGUGGGGGGCGGUGGCUGCGGGCUGGCGGCUACGGGGCGGCAGUGGUGCCGCGUAGGGGCGGAGGCACAGGCAACCGGAGUCCCCCGGGUGCCGCCGAGUCUGCUGUGCUCCAUCCCGUGCUGGGCCGCUGGCUCCCGUCGGGCCGCUCCCGGGUCUGUGCUCCUUCUGCCGAGUCUUGGGGCUGCCCCCGGGAUCUCCUUAGCGGGCUCCGCUCCUGCCUUGGGGGGCUCUUCCUGCCGCUCUCAAUGUCAGAACAGUGCCAACCGAAGCGCCCCGGGCUUUAUUUUAUUUUUUUCUGCCUCGGUUUCUGGCGCUGCUCUUGUCUGGCGGUGCCUGGGCCGUGGGCUCCGCGUUUCUGGUGGGCGCGAGCAGCGCGGGGGCCGCGGGCCGGGCGGGCGGCUCGGGGAGAGAAGGGACCCGUUUGUAACCCCCAUGAGGGCCUUCCUGAGCCUAGCCCUUCGCUCUGUACAUGCCUAUUGGAUGUUGCUUUACAAGGAAUUUUUCUCUAAGCGAUGAGGGAACUGACAUGAACUGCGCAACCAUGUCAGAAGGGGACAGUAUUGGUGAGUCUGUUCAUGGAAAGCCUUCUGUGGUCUAUCGAUUUUUCACAAGACUCGGGCAGAUCUACCAGUCCUGGUUAGACAAAUCUACUCCAUAUACUGCAGUGCGAUGGAUUGUAACUUUGGGUUUGAGUUUUAUCUACAUGAUUAGAGUUUAUUUACUGCAGGGUUGGUACAUUGUGACAUAUGCCUUGGGAAUCUACCAUCUAAAUCUCUUUAUAGCUUUCUUGUCGCCAAAGGUAGAUCCCUCUUUAAUGGAAGAUUCAGAUGAUGGUCCUUCCUUACCUACAAGGCAAAAUGAAGAAUUUCGGCCUUUCAUUAGAAGGCUCCCAGAGUUUAAAUUCUGGCACUCGGCCACUAAAGGCAUCCUGGUUGCUAUGGCAUGUACGUUCUUCGAGGCUUUCAACGUUCCUGUUUUUUGGCCAAUCCUUGUGAUGUACUUCAUAAUGCUGUUUUGUAUCACUAUGAAGAGACAAAUCAAGCAUAUGAUAAAGUACAGAUAUAUACCCUUCACACAUGGCAAGAGGAAAUACAAAGGGAAAGAAGAUGUGGGAAAGACCUUUGCUAGCUAGAAGGUGCAAUCAACCUUUUGACCAAUUCUACUUAUAACUAAAGGAACGAUUUUUGAGCCAUUGUAACAAUGCCUUUUUUUCUUCAUAAAAAUGAUUGAGUUGUGACAAAGCAGUUGAAGUUUCAUUUUAAGAGGAUCUCGCUAUUUUUACCUGAAGUAUCAGUUGCUUGAAGAAACUGGCAUUCUAACCGACUUGCUUUGAGUUUAUCUUUUUGUGAGAAGUUGGAGAAACUUUGGAUAAUCCCAUGGAUUUGGGAUAACGGAUUUCUUUCAGGAUCCAUUGUGCUGGAGAGAUGAAUGGCUUUGAGUUUGAUGUUUCUACAUAGUUCCUUCUCAGUAUCACCCUGAAGUGCUGUGCACGUAUGUGGAAAAAAGUCAGGUGGCAUACAUGAUGCUGUUUUCUGCUUCAUGGCCAUGUGCUAUUUUCAUAUAAAAAUUCAGUAGACCUAAAUAGAUGCCAGUUUGCUCAAUGCAUGGUAUUACUGAGUCAUAAAUAUAAAUAGAAAAAGAAAUCUACAAACGUAAGGAUUUUGCGGUACGGAGAAAAACACACAUAGCUUCUAAAGUAACUCAUUUCUGUUAGGUUUUAAUGCCAGUUUCACCAUUACAUCUCCUAGCAGAUGCUAAAAUUGGGUUUCUUCAUGAUGACUCAAAGCUUUGUUCAAAAUCGAUUCCAAUUUCCUUUGAGGACCUGGAAUUAUAAAUAUAUAUAUUUUAAUUGUUUUUAGUUGGAAUUUCUUUCAUACCUAAGGGUUUCUUGAUUAACUUAAGCCGACUUCAUGCAGCCCCUCCAGAAUAUACUCAAACUGGCCAUAGGAGACAACCUUUGUGGGUUUUAACAAAGAUUUUCAUUUUCUAUAGUUAAAAAAAAAAUCAGAUAAAUGACCUGCAUGUAAACUUUUUCAUGUGAUACAACUGCAGUUUUAUUAAGUGACUUUUUAAUUCCAAAAUUUAUUAAAAGACAGUGUCCCCCUUU